UUAGGUACGAGACGGAUCUCAUGUGUGCUGUUUGUUUCAUGGUUGAUCCAUAUCGUGGUUAUGGUCCUCAUGAUUACAUGAUUAUCAAAUAUUAUCUGUCCGUAAUGACAUUUAUUUUAAUAGUUAUUUAAUAUCUUUGUCGUUAUUAGAAAACAAUUAUAGAAAAGAAUGUUCAGCAUACUGUGCAGCCGUAUAUUGCGCAAAGUACCAUGCGACAAGAAGCUGUGGAAUAUGAAAAAUACAUAUUACACGAGUGUCACGACACAAUUAAUUUUAUCUAAUAAAUUCUACAUUGUUGGACGUAAUCCCGCUUUUUCUCUUCUCGGCAUCAGGUGUUGUAGUGGCAAUGUAAUCGACCGUGCUCAGAAGAAAAAGAGUGUGCCACAAGCUGAAUCUGUCGUGCCACCAGUGAAGUUUACUUCAGUCGUUGAUACCUUAACCGGAGCAAAACCUGGCCAGCAAAAGAGAAACUGUUUUCAUCCUGGUGUUUCUGGUUUGAGCAGAGAUGCGCUCGAUUUGCAGAAUAAGUCAUCGGUUACUAGUGCGGACAUGCUAAAGGCGAUGCUUAGAUACAUCUGGCCAGAAGACGAUCCAGAGAUACGCAAGAGAGUUAAAAUAGCAAUGGGUUUGCUUAUAGGAGCUAAAGUCUUAAAUGUCCUCGUACCAUUUAUUUUCAAGUAUGCAGUAGAUACUUUAAACACUCAUACUGCAGUCGCCACAGGCAGUGCCGUUAUGGGUUUAACAACCGCGCCUGCAACAGUUGCUACUGUAGCAACAUCUCUACUUGUAGGAUAUGGAAUAGCGCGAGCUGGAGCAGCGGGUUUUAGUGAACUUAGAAAUGCGGUCUUUGCGAAGGUCGCGCAGCACUCUAUCCGUAAAAUAGCGAACAACGUUUUUUUACAUCUGCACAAUCUUGAUAUGGCUUUUCAUUUGAGCAGGCAGACUGGUGCUUUAUCGAAGACAAUUGAUCGUGGUAGUCGUGGUAUUAAUUUCGUCUUAAAUGCUAUGGUGUUUAACAUUGUGCCUACAGUGUUUGAGCUAGCGUUAGUUAGUGCAAUACUGGGAAUAAAAUGCGGACCAGAAUACUCAGCCGUAGCGUUGGGCUGCGUGGGUGUUUACGCUGCAUUCACGCUAGCCGUUACACAAUGGCGGACUAAGUUCAGAAUUCAUAUGAAUCAAGCGGAAAAUGAAGCAGGCAAUAAAGCGAUAGAUUCGCUUAUUAAUUAUGAAACGGUCAAAUAUUUUAACAACGAAAAGUUUGAAGCGGAAAGAUACGAUCAGUCUUUAAGGAAAUACCAAACGGCGUCUCUCAAAACCAGUACAAGCUUAGCGAUGUUAAAUUUCGGUCAGAACGCUAUUUUCAGUGGUGCACUAAGUCUCAUUAUGGUAAUGGCUGCACAGAAUAUAAUAAAUGGUACUAUGACUGUAGGCGAUUUGGUGAUGGUGAAUGCUUUGUUAUUCCAACUCUCUGUUCCAUUAGGCUUUCUAGGGUCUGUCUAUCGAGAAGUUAGACAAGCCUUUAUCGACAUGCAAACCAUGUUUACUCUCAUGACAACAGAUACUGCAAUUAAAUCAAAGGAUAAUGCGUUAAGAUUUUACGUGACACCAGAUUCGUCGGAAAUUCAAUUUAGAAACGUAAAUUUCCAAUAUGUUGAAGGAAAACCUAUUUUUAAAAAUGUAUCCUUCACUAUACCUAGUGGCAAGAAAGUUGCUAUUGUUGGAGGAUCUGGUUGUGGUAAAACGACGAUUGUGAGAUUGCUGUACAGAUUUUUUGAACCGCAGAACGGUAAUAUCUAUAUCAAUGGCCACAAUAUCCGGGAUGUUGAUUUAGAUGAUCUCAGAAAUUGUAUUUCAAUUGUACCACAAGAUACAGUGCUUUUUCACGACAGCAUAUUCUAUAAUCUGCAAUAUGGUAAUUUGAGAAAAACGCGUGAUGAAGUUCUUGAAGCUGCAAGAAUGGCGAAUCUACAUGACUCUAUAUUAAAAUGGCCACAAGGAUACGAUACACCUGUGGGAGAACGCGGCUUGAAAUUAAGUGGAGGCGAAAAGCAAAGGGUAGCAAUUGCCAGAGCAAUUUUGAAAGACAGUCCUAUAUUAAUAUUUGAUGAAGCUACUUCUUCGCUGGAUUCCAUUACGGAACAUAACAUACUUGACGCUCUGCGUAAGGCGACAGAAAAACGGACCUCAAUAGUGAUAGCACAUCGUUUGUUAACAGUUAUGGAUGCUGAUGAUAUACUCGUUCUCGAUCAGGGUGAUCUAGUCGAAAGAGGUACACAUGAGUCUCUAUUAUCCAUACCAAAUUCUUUGUACAGCAAAUUGUGGGAAACUCAAUAUUUGGGUAUGAAGAAGCCUCAAGAACAGGAAGAAAGAAGCAAGGUAGAACAGUGAUUAAAAACAGUGUAAUUUAGGGGAAAAAUGAUUGUUAUAUAAUAUGAAUGAAAGUCUAAAAAUCUGACCCUUUUUAGAAUUUAUUACAUUUGUACGAAUAAAAUUUCAUAAUUUGGACAAUUUCGAAUAAUUUAAAUUUUUAGCGGA
Messenger RNA from Linepithema humile (Argentine ant), 2535 nucleotides. RefSeq names its product ATP binding cassette subfamily B member 7 (gene ABCB7). The record is from RefSeq and is a predicted model, not a curated record. Gene Ontology annotation, cellular component: mitochondrial inner membrane. NCBI's taxonomy places the organism in Eukaryota, Metazoa, Arthropoda, Insecta, Hymenoptera, Formicidae. Gene Ontology annotation, molecular function: ATP hydrolysis activity; ATP binding; ABC-type transporter activity. Gene Ontology annotation, biological process: transmembrane transport; intracellular iron ion homeostasis.